GCCAUCAUGCCCGACCCAACCUCGCAAGCUAACUAUUUGGAGAUCGCCACCGGACACGUCCACUUUGACUGGACAGUGGACUGGGAAAAGCUGAUCAUCUCGGGGGCCGCUACGCACACGCUGACGGCCAAGCAAGAGGGCGUCGACAAAGUCAUACUCGACACUGCAGAUCUCGAUAUAUCGAAGGCUGAAGUGGAUGGACGCGAGGUGUCGUACGCGUUGGGGGAGAAACAUGCCGUGAUGGGAUCGUCCCUCACCAUUCCCUUGUCCGCCGCGGUUCAGGUUGGGUCCCAGGUCACGGUCAAGAUAUACUACGAGACCACCGAGAAGUGCACCGCGCUCCAGUGGCUUUCGAAAGAGCAGACGCAAGGAGGCAAUUUUCAGUAUCUCUUCAGUCAGUGUCAGCCCAUCUACGCGCGCGCGCUGGCCCCGUUGCAAGACACGCCCUCCGUCAAAAUCACGUACAGCGCCAGCGUAGCGUCGACUCUUCCGGUCCUCCUGUCCGCCGUCCGCGUUUCACCACCGUCGGAAGGCCCAGCCCACGACGGCAAGGUCAUCGGCCAGGAAUCGGUCACAUAUACGUACAAACAGCCCGUCCCGAUCCCAUCGUAUUUGAUCGCCAUCGCCAGCGGGAACCUGCGUUACAAGGCAUUCGCACCCGUCGAGGGCAGGCCGUGGAAGAGCGGGGUCUGGGCGGAGCCGGAGCUCAUGGAGGCCUCGUUCUGGGAGUUCAGCGAGGACACCGGGAGAUUCUUGGCCAAAGAGGAGGAUAUCGUCGGCCCGUACAGGUUUGGAGUGUAUGACCUCUUGGUUUUGCCUCCUUCGUUCCCUUACGGUGGGAUGGAAAACGCUUGUCUCUCGUUCUUGACCCCAACUCUUUUGGCCGGCGAUCGCUCCCUCGUCGAUGUGGUCGUACACGAGCUGACCCAUUCCUGGUUCGGCAACGGCGUGACGCACGCCGAGGCGACCCAUUUCUGGCUGAACGAGGGCUGGACGACGUACAUCGAGCGCCUCCUGCAAAGCUUCCUCCACUCGCCCGCCGAGCGCGGAUUCUCGUACCUCAUCGGGUCCACGGCGCUGUACGAGGCGCUCAACCUGUACAAGGACAAGCCCAAGUACCAGCGCCUCGUCAUCGAGUUCGAGCCCGGGGAGGACCCCGACGACGCGUACAGCAGCGUCGCGUACGAGAAGGGCGGGAACUUUUUGCUCUACCUCGAGCGCACGUUGGGCGGGCUGGACGUGUUCCUGCCGUACGUGCGCGACUACGUGGACACGUUCAUGGGCAAGUCGAUCACGACGGACCAGUGGAAGUCCCACCUCUUCGCCUACUUCAAGGCGCACGGCGGCGAGGCCAAGAUCCGCGCGCUCGAGAGCGUGGACUGGGACGCGUGGCUGUACGGCGAGGGCACCCGGCUGCCCGUCGAGAUCGAGUACGACAUCAGCCUCGCGGAGCCGGCGUACCGUCUAGCGGCGCGCUGGGACGCGGCGCGCGACACCCCAGACGCGUCCCAGCUCGACUUUGACGCGUCCGACGUCGCCUCGUUCAACUCGAACCAAAAAAUCGUGUUCCUCGAGCGCCUAUACACCUACGCGCCCCUCCCCUCCACGCACAUCGCCCACCUCGGCGCGCUCUACGCCCUCUCGACGUCCCCAAACGCCGAGAUCCGCCUGCGCUUCUACACCGCCGCCCUCCGCGCCCCGCGCUCCGCCGCCGCCCGCGCGUUCGCGGAGCCCGCCGCGCGCUGGGUCGUCGGCGCGGACGGGACCGGCGUGCUCAAGGGCCGCAUGAAGUUCUGCAGGCCCGUGCUGCGCGCCGUCGCCGCCGUCGAUCCUGCGCUCGCGCGCCGCUUCUUCGAGGGCGCGCGGGGCGCGUUCCACCCCAUCGCGAGGAAGCUGAUAGAGAAGGAUCUCGCGUCGGCGUGA
Messenger RNA from Heterobasidion irregulare TC 32-1, 1923 nucleotides. RefSeq names its product Metalloprotease M1. Gene Ontology annotation, cellular component: cytosol. Lineage: Eukaryota; Fungi; Basidiomycota; Agaricomycetes; Russulales; Bondarzewiaceae. The coding region runs from base 7 to 1923 and encodes 638 amino acids. Gene Ontology annotation, molecular function: epoxide hydrolase activity; zinc ion binding; aminopeptidase activity. The record is from RefSeq and is a predicted model, not a curated record. The transcript has 15 exons. Gene Ontology annotation, biological process: proteolysis.